Messenger RNA from Monoraphidium neglectum, 678 nucleotides. Its product is annotated as leucyl-tRNA synthetase. The record is from RefSeq and is a predicted model, not a curated record. The coding region runs from base 1 to 678 and encodes 225 amino acids. The transcript has 5 exons. Gene Ontology annotation, molecular function: aminoacyl-tRNA deacylase activity; leucine-tRNA ligase activity; ATP binding. NCBI's taxonomy places the organism in Eukaryota, Viridiplantae, Chlorophyta, Chlorophyceae, Sphaeropleales, Selenastraceae. Gene Ontology annotation, biological process: leucyl-tRNA aminoacylation.
AUGUAUGGCCAGACCAACUGCUGGGCCCUGCCAGAGGGCAAGUAUGGCGCCUACAGGGGCCUGGACGGGGAGGUCUACAUCAUGACUCAGCGCUCGGCCCUCAACCUCUCAUACCAGGGCACGGGCAUCGUCACCAGCGUCCCCAGCGACAGCCCUGAUGACUACACCGCCCUUAUGGACCUGAAGAAGAAGCCCAAGCUGCGCGAGAAGUACGGCAUCCUUGACGAGUGGGUGAUGCCGUUUGAGGUGAUCCCCAUCAUCGAGAUCCCGGGGUAUGGCGACAAGGCCGCGCAGACUGUGUGCGAGCAGCUGAAGGUGCAGAGUCAGAACGACACCGCCAAGCUGGCAGAGGCCAAGGGCCUGGUGUACCUCAAGGGGUUCACCGACGGCGUGAUGCUGGUGGGGCCCCACGCGGGCCGCAAGGUGUCUGAGGCGAAGCCCGUGAUCAGGGACGAGAUGGUGGCGGCCGGCCAGGCCAUGCCCUACAGCGAGCCGGAGAAGACGGUGGGCGCGGGGGAGGGGGGCUGGACGGCGCCGCACCGCAUCGCUGCUGCUGCUGCUGCUGCUGCUGCUGCUGCUGCUGCUGCUGCUGCUGCUGCUGCCGCCGCCGCCGCCGCCGUUGCCGCCGCUGGUGGUGGUGGUGGUGGCGGCAGUGUGGUGAUGGCUGCUGUGCUGUAG